Molecule: messenger RNA, 3309 nt
Organism: Poecilia latipinna (sailfin molly)
Lineage: Eukaryota; Metazoa; Chordata; Actinopteri; Cyprinodontiformes; Poeciliidae
Product: DNA (cytosine-5)-methyltransferase 3A
Exons: 18
Coding region: 655-3153 (832 amino acids)
Biological process (GO): negative regulation of DNA-templated transcription
Cellular component (GO): nucleus; cytoplasm
Molecular function (GO): methyltransferase activity
Source: RefSeq, a predicted model, not a curated record
AAGCUGCUUUGAUUUGAUUGACUGAAGCACUCGACUGUUACCUUGAAGGUUCUACUUAAGCUUCCAUCUGGAGUCUAGAGGAGCCGCAUGAGAAGCUACCGCGGGUCCCGAUUUGGCCCCCGGGGUCUUGAGUUUGACUCACAGUGGCUUUCUUCUUUCCCGUUUUGUUGUGUGCUAAAAGGCCAGAUUUGCUCUACUAGUCGUUGUCCCGCUGACAGACCCUCCCGCCUUAGCCGGCCACUUCAGCUCUCCAUCCCCCCUCUGCCUCGCAGUCGCUCCUGUUUGCAUUCAGACUUGGCGCUGGCGUUCCCUUUCAGUCAAUGCCGAACUCAAAGCCUCUACAUUACGGCCGUCCUUUCUCUCGUCAGCCUCGGCUUUGCCGACGUGGAGCUUUGUUCUUGCCGGUUGACAGUUUGUAUUAAUCAAAGGGAAAUUGCAGCAGGGGGAACGUGGGGGCAGGUCAGCGCGUUUGUAAUGGUGUCAAGAGCCAAUUGUCUUGAAGGUCAGUGGCGCAUUCGCAGAGCUUUCACUCCGGCCUGGUUCAAGAGAGCAUGUCAUUCGGUUUCUAUCUGUCUCAUUGUCGGCUAAAGACGCUCCGUGACCUGCUGCACUUUCCUCUAAUGUGGUGAGAGCGUAUUACUGGACGUGGGACAAAUGAAGGAGCCGAGAUCAACCUUUAGCAGUGCCUCCUUUAAAGUUGGAAAACCUGGAAGGAAGCGUAAGCAGUUUCCAGUGGAGAGCUGCGGAUCCAUCACGGACUGCGCGAGCGUUUGCAACAGCUACCUCGAGCUGUGCCGGCCGUCCAUAUCGCAAGUCUACAACGGAGAGACCGACCCGCGCGGAGACAAGACGCCCGACGCCUGCUUCCCCAAACAGGAGAGGCAGGAAGUAGAGAAUGGAAUUCCCAGAUGCCCGUCCUCCUACCAGGAGGAGGAGGAGGAGGGCUCCCAGGGUCAGAGCCCCAGUCCCUCCCAGGAGAAUGGCUUCCUGUCCAGCCAGGAGGAGCGAGAGCUGGAGAAGGACAAGGACGACGGCCUGACGAUGCCGCGCAAGAAAAGAGGGAGGCGGAAACUGGAGCGGCCGACGAAGUAUGUGGAGCACAAGGAAGACGACGGGUGUGACGCAAUCAAGACCGAGGGAGGUCGAGGCAGGCUACGAAGGGGAGUUGGUUGGGAGAUCAGCCUUCGACAGAGGCCAAUGCCCAGAAUAACCUUCCAGGCUGGUGACCCUUAUUACAUUAGCAAGCGGACCAGGGAGGAGUUGAUGGCCAAGUGGAAGAUGGAGGCAGAGAAAAGAGCCAAGCUAAUGUCAGAGAUCAACAUAAUGAAGGACCUGGAGAAGAGCGACGCAGAGAGCCGGACGGAGGAACUCCCAAUAAUCAAACACCCGCAGCCUUCAAAGCAACAACCUCAGCCUCAGCCGCACAGCCAGCCUCCGCCGCAGCCUCAGUAUCAGCAGCAAUCACAGCCGUCUCUGCAGCAGCAGCAGCAGCAUCAACACAAGCAGCCACCUCAACAGCAGCAGCAGCAGCAGCAGCAGCAGCAGCAACCUACUGACCCGGCUUCUCCCACCGUGGCCACCACCCCGGAGCCUGUCGCCAUCGGAGGAGAGGAAAAAACUUCCCAAAAGUCUUCGGACACCGAGCCCGAGUAUGAGGACGGCCGUGGUUUUGGCAUCGGCGAGCUGGUUUGGGGGAAGCUGCGAGGUUUUUCUUGGUGGCCGGGCCGCAUCGUGUCCUGGUGUAUGACGGGCCGGAGCAGAGCCGCCGAGGGAACCAGAUGGGUCAUGUGGUUUGGAGACGGAAAAUUCUCAGUGGUAUGUGUAGAGAAACUUCUGCCUUUAAGUUCAUUUAAUAAUGCCUUUCACCAACCAACUUACAACAAACAGCCCAUGUACAAGAAAGCAAUCUACGAAGUGUUACAGGUGGCUAGUAGCCGGGCAGGAAAAGCCUUUAUAGCCUGCCCCGACAGUGACGAAAGUGAAACCUCCAAAUCAGUGGACAUGUUAAACAAGGAGAUGAUUGAGUGGGCGAUGACCGGGUUUCAGCCCACUGGACCUAAGGGCUUAGAGCCACCUGAAGAGGAGCGUAACUCCGAGGUUUACCCCGAGAUUUGGGUGGAGCCCGAAGCGGCGGCCUACACGCCCCCCCCAGCCAAAAAGCCUCGCAAAAGCACGGUGGAGAAAGGGAAAGUCAAGGACAUCAUCGACGAGAGGACGCGAGAGCGACUUGUUUAUGAAGUGAGACAAAAGUGCCGCAGCUUGGAGGACAUCUGCAUCUCGUGUGGAAGUCUGAACGUGAGCCUGGAGCACCCCUUGUUCGCCGGAGGAAUGUGCCAGAGCUGCAAGAACUGCUUCCUGGAAUGCGCGUACCAAUACGACGACGACGGUUAUCAGUCGUACUGCACUAUCUGCUGCGGCGGACGUGAGGUGCUCAUGUGUGGAAACAACAACUGCUGCAGGUGUUUCUGUGUGGAAUGUGUAGACCUCCUCGUCGGUCAAGGAGCCGCCCACGCUGCCAUCAAAGAGGACCCGUGGAACUGCUUCAUGUGCAGUCCGAAGGGCGUGUUUGGUCUCCUGGAGCGCCGCUCAGACUGGCCCGACCAUCUGCAGCUCUUCUUCGCAAAUAAUCACGAUCAAGAUUUUGAUCCACCAAAGCUUUACCCCCCAGUCCUGGUGGAGAAGAGGAGGCCCAUUCGUGUUCUGUCGUUGUUUGAUGGCAUAGCGACAGGACUGCUGGUGUUAAAAGAACUUGGCAUCCAAGUGGAUCGCUAUGUGGCGUCCGAAGUGUGUGAAGACUCAAUCACAGUGGGCAUGGUCCGACAUCAGGGACGGAUCAUGUAUGUUGGGGAUGUGAGGAAUGUCACACGCAAACAUAUUCAGGAGUGGGGUCCAUUUGACCUCGUCAUUGGUGGAAGUCCCUGCAACGACCUCUCAAUAGUCAACCCUGCUCGGAAGGGCGUUUAUGGAGGCAGCGGCCGCCUCUUCUUUGAGUUCUACCGGCUGCUCCACGAGGCUCGGCCCAAGGAAGGAGACGACAGACCGUUCUUCUGGCUCUUUGAAAACGUUGUUGCGAUGGGUGUGAGCGACAAGAGGGACAUCUCUCGCUUUCUAGAGGUUAGCUCCUACAGUGAUCGAGGACUGCCUGCGAGUUAAACAUAGUAAACAAGACAGUACACCUCCUCUUGAUUGUACUUUUAAUAUAUAAAAUGAUCUGCCUCAAGUUAUAUGUGGGUAAACUUUAUUUUAACAAGGCACCAAAUGAUUACUGGGUUGUGACUGCCCCCUUGUGGCGAUUUCUUGUCGAGGAGU